GUCGUAUAUAUGAUGCCACGAGUUAGCGGCGAAUUUGGAGAGUGUCCAUUUUGAACAGCAAGUCGGCGUAUCUGGUAUUUUCACUUAAAUCUCUUGAAGAUCCCACCAUCACAAUGUCAGACACUGAGAAUCUGCUCAUGGAGACAUCGGAGCAGAACGGCAAUGAGGGAGAGGAGGACCAGAACGGUGCUGAGCAGGAGCUGAUGGGUGGAGAAGAUGGUCAGGACAAUGGCACAGAUGGAGGCAAGAUUGAUGCCAGCAAAGGAGAGGAGGACGCUGGUAAAAUGUUUGUGGGUGGUCUCAGCUGGGACACGAGUAAAAAGGACCUGAAAGAUUACUUCAGUAAGUUUGGCGAGGUGUCGGAUUGCACCAUCAAGAUGGACUCCAACACGGGGCGAUCUCGAGGCUUCGGCUUUGUUCUAUUCAAAGACUCUGCCAGUGUGGACAAGGUGCUGGAGCAGAAGGAACACAGACUGGACGGACGUCAGAUCGACCCCAAGAGGGCGAUGGCCAUGAAGAAGGAGCCCGUCAAGAAGAUCUUUGUUGGAGGUUUGAACCCUGAGGCGACUGAGGACACUAUCAGAGAAUAUUUCGGGGCAUUUGGAGAGAUCGAAACCAUUGAGCUUCCCAUGGACCCCAAAUCGAAGAAAAGGAGGGGUUUCAUCUUCAUCACAUACAAAGACGAAGCGAGUGUCAAGAAGUGUCUGGAGAAGAAAUACCACAACAUCCAGGGAGGCAGGUGUGAGCUGAAGAUUGCCCAGCCAAAGGAGGUGUAUCAGCAGCAGCAGUAUGGACAAGGACGUGGUGGCGGUUAUGGAGGCCGGGGGGGCAGGGGCCGUGGAGGUCAGAACCAGGGCUGGAACCAGGGCUAUGGAAACUACUGGAACCAGGGAUACGGAAACCAAGGCUAUGGCUACAGUGGCUACGGCAGUGGUUACGGCAACUAUGACUACUCUUCUGGUUACUAUGGAUAUGGUCCUGGAUAUGAUUACACUGACCAGGGCAAUGCCAGCUACGGGAAAACCCCAAGACGGGGGGCACACCAGACAGGCUACAAGCCAUACUGAUGAUCACAUGGUAUUGCAAGGGCCCCCGUGAUCCAGUGAGACCGACUGCUUAACGGACACACUGGGCCUAACUCGACCUCUUUUAUGACAGAAGACCAUUUGUACAGAAAACAUCCGAAAUGUAACUUUUCCAUGUUUUUUUUUUUUUGUUUUGUUUUUUGUUUUUUUUUGGUUUGUUUGUUUUAUUUUAUUUUUUUUCUUAAUCCUAUCAUUUUUAGGUUUUACUUUUCCUUUUGGUGUUGUUUUUUUGUUUUGUUUUUUGUUUUUUUUUUCCCUUCCACAUUUCCAUCAACGGAAGUGUAAUUUUUACUGUACUUUUUGGUACCUGUUUUGAUUCUAAUGUAUUGUAAGGGUUGUAUUUUACAUGUUUGCUGGCUUUACAGGUUGAAAAAUCUUGGCGCUGUAAAGGAGCUUUUUUGACAAAUAAAAACAGUUUUCAGUAAUUUUUUUUGUUCUGAUGCUUCCAGAUUUUGGGGUGGAAGAUUAAAAAGUUGUUGAAAGGGUUUAGAAUUAAAAUUCAGUUGUCAAAAUUAAAGUCAUCAUCGAUUACCCUUGGUGUUUUGUAACAACGCAAUCUAAUGAUCUGUUAUAAUGAAGGAUGUAAGUUUAAUAACUUCAAAGGUUUUUUUUUUUUUUUUCAUAUUCCCUUAGACAAGACAUUUGACUUUUGAUUUGAUUUUUUUUUUUUUUUUUUUUUUUUUUUUUUUAAGCCCAUUUUAUUUGCAGUUCAGUAUACCAAGAGUGAAUUUUAACUCAAGUUAUAAUUAUAAUGAAGCGACUUCCUGCAAGCCUCUGUGUUCAAGUUUCUCUGAAUUUACCAGGGAAGCAACAUCUGAAAAUAAGCAGAUUUGGGGGAUGUAAUGGAUAAAAAUGACUCAACCACAUGUAACUGUGGACCUCUUGUUAUAUUAGAACAAACAAGUUUCUAUCCUGGUUUAGUUUGUGUUUUGUAAAGUGUCUUUUGAUUUUAGAAAUACGCGCUCUCAAGUUUGCUGUCUGCUUAUUUUUUCUGGACUGACUUCAAACCUAUGGAGUCUCCUCAGUUAGUGUCUCUGGCAAUUUAUUAGUAAUAAACAUUCUUGUUUGUAA
Messenger RNA from Seriola aureovittata, 2156 nucleotides. Its product is annotated as heterogeneous nuclear ribonucleoprotein A/B-like. Lineage: Eukaryota; Metazoa; Chordata; Actinopteri; Carangiformes; Carangidae. The record is from RefSeq and is a predicted model, not a curated record. Gene Ontology annotation, molecular function: RNA binding. Gene Ontology annotation, biological process: regulation of gene expression. Gene Ontology annotation, cellular component: nucleoplasm. Bases 114 to 1067 code for a protein of 317 amino acids. The transcript has 9 exons.